Messenger RNA from Orbicella faveolata, 1516 nucleotides. RefSeq lists its product as uncharacterized. The record is from RefSeq and is a predicted model, not a curated record. Lineage: Eukaryota; Metazoa; Cnidaria; Anthozoa; Scleractinia; Merulinidae.
AAUUGUAAGUCUGUGUAGCUGACAAGAUAGGUCGCAUAGCUAGCUUUUCCUUGUGUGUUUUGGGUAAACCGUAAAGGUGAGCUAACCUUGAGCCAGAAGGACGGACAGAGUCUGCAAUCUCAGUAGGGAGAAUUUGACGAACAAGUGAAUCUAAGUCCUUCUCCUUUUGUAGGAGAGGGUGAUAGCGCUUGGGUGGUCUUCCUCUGCUUUUUGGUCUCAUCGGGUCGACCGAUCUAAAUUUGGUGAGAUCGUUUAUGGAUGCUUCAGCUAGUAAGCGCAAGUAUUCGUCCUUGUCCAUAACAACAACACCAGAUCCUUUGUCAGGUUUAGUUAUGACAAUGUCAUUACGCUUCUUCAAUUGAUGAAUAGCUUUUAAGAGAGUCUUUGGAGGUUUAGGGCCUUUACGAUGAAUAUAAUUUAACGCCAAAGAACAUAAAGUAGAUGCUGUAAGGUCACGAAGAUCUUCUGAUAGGUUUGGCUCAAGUUUCCAAUAAGCUUUCUCAAAGCUAGCUUUGACAUCAAUCGGGGAUACAUGUUUAGGAAUGGCAAACUUCAAGCCACAACAAAGCACAAGCUUUUGAAAAAAGGAGAGCUUGUAAGAAGAGAUGUUAGUAAUGUGCUCAUCGACUAAAAACUAUGCUGGAUCGUGCGUUUCAGCUUUCUUCUAACUGGACCUACUUCUCCGAAGAAUGCGAUCGUCUCAAGUUGUUGUUCUCCCGUCUUGAAUACCCAGAUGACUUAAUUAAUUCAACCAUAACACGCUUUAUUGCCAUCAAAGUUUCUGAGCAACCUGUUCCUUCACCAACUGACAACAGUCCAGAGCCCAUUCGGAUUGUCCUACCAUUCAAAGACCAAGCUUCAGCUGAUUUUCUUCGCACGCAACUGAAAGAUCUUAGCACAAAAACAAACACCACCAUCCAACCUGUUUUCAUCAGCCACAAGAUUGAGCAAGACCUGAAAUCACAUGAAGUCAAGCCCCCAGUCGUUAACCAACAGUCCCUUGGGUACCAUUUUAAAUGUGACCUGUGCAAUGCAGGUUAUGUUGGUUUUACACGCCGGCACUUGCACCAACGCGUCGAUGAGCACAAAAACCCAUCGUCAUCAAUUGGAAAACAUUUUCGCGAGGAACAUUCUUUGGCCUCUAAAGAUCUUACUAAUAACUUUUCGAUAUUAAAGAAAUGUACAACCAAGUUUGACUGUCUUAUUUUUGAAACGUUUUUUAUUCAUGAACUGAGACCAAGUCUGAAUGUACAAUCUGACUCUAUUCGUGCGAAAGUUUUUAAAUAAUCUUUUUUUUAUUAUUAUUAAUUAGUUUUACAUGUUUUUUAUUGUUCUAAACACUACUUUGUAAAUUCUUUCACAUACUUUUUACAUAUUUUUACUUCAUUAAUAAUUUUCACACAUUCUUACCUCUUUGUAGCUAUAUAUAUCUAUGCAAAUUUUACUUCUUACAUCUUGCUUGAUAAUGACCGAAGAGCGGUCGAAGCGUCGCAAACUUUUACCGUUUAUUUUUAUU